Messenger RNA from Anoplophora glabripennis (Asian longhorned beetle), 1497 nucleotides. RefSeq names its product zinc carboxypeptidase-like. The transcript has 6 exons. The record is from RefSeq and is a predicted model, not a curated record. The coding region runs from base 1 to 1266 and encodes 421 amino acids. Gene Ontology annotation, molecular function: metallocarboxypeptidase activity; zinc ion binding. Gene Ontology annotation, biological process: proteolysis. NCBI's taxonomy places the organism in Eukaryota, Metazoa, Arthropoda, Insecta, Coleoptera, Cerambycidae.
AUGGCUUCCAUUGAAAUAAAAUCAUUUCUAAUAUUUCUUUCGUAUCUGGCUGUACCUAGUUGCUUUUCUUAUAAAGUCCGGUACGACAAUUACAAACUAUUUCGUGUCACUCCAAGUAGUCCCCAGGCGGUUGAGGCUUUGCGAGAGUUUGAGCAAGCAGAUUCACCAGAAUAUAAUUUUUGGAGUGCCACGGGACCUGUGGGGAAACCAGUUGAGAUUAUGGUGUCCCCAAACAAGGUAAGUGAACUGCAGCAUAUCGCAGAAAGUAUGGGAAUGCCUUCGAAGGUGAUGGCUGAUAACGUCCAAGAACGAAUCGAUGCAGAGGAAAGGCCGCGAACUCGAAAUGGAUUUGGAUGGACUCGUUAUAAUACCCUCGACGAGAUUAAUAAUUGGCUCAGGAGUCUUCCAAAACUGUAUCCUUCCGCUGUCAGCCUCAUUGAGUUAAAUGGCACUUACGAAGGACGUACAAUUCUGGGUGUAAAAGUGUCAUACGGUACUAGUAAAAGGAAAAAGUCUGUAUUUGUGGAGUCAAACAUUCAUGCUCGUGAGUGGAUAUCGUCUGCAACAACAACUUACAUAUUAAAUCAGUUAUUGACAAGUACUAAUAGUUCUCUGCGCAAAUUAGCAGAAGAUCAUAUCUGGUAUUUUUUUCCUGUGUUUAAUCCUGAUGGCUUCGAGUAUUCACACACAACGGAUCGCAUGUGGCGAAAAACUCGUGUUCCACACAAUAUACUUUGUACUGGUGCCGAUCCUAACAGAAACUGGGACAACUUCUGGAAUGUGAGCGGUGGUUCAAGCGACAGUCCCUGUUCAGAACUGUAUCGUGGACCUAAACCCUUUUCUGAACCUUGCACUAAGACAUUAUCUGAAUUUAUUAAAACUGUUGGAAGUGAACUUGUAGCAUAUAUCAGUUUUCAUUCGUUUUCACAAGUUCUACUGAUACCUUACGGUCACACAUUUGAGCAUUUGGAUAACUAUGAUCGAAUUUAUUACAUUGGGCUGAAAGCGGCUGAUGCAUUAUUUGAGCGUUACGGAACAUUGUACAAGGUGGGCUUGAUUAAUGAUGUUAUGUAUAAAGCCACUGGAGUUAGUGCUGAUUGGGUUAAAGGUGUUUUUAAAACUCCAAUAGUGCUCACAUAUGAACUUCGUGACACGGGAGUGUAUGGUUUUCAACUUCCACCGGAAUUGAUCAUACCAACAUGUGAAGAAACCCUAGACUCCUUUGUGGUUAUUUUUGAAGAAUAUUACAAGACUAUCAAGGCAUAACACUUACAUGGAUUUUAAUUUCUCAGUUCUUUGUAACUUCAUCUUUAAUAUAAUGUCACUAGAAAGAUUCCUUAAAAAAUGAAGAAAAAUGUAUAGGGUAUUUCAAAUGGAACUAAAUUGGGUAGCGAUUGUGGUGUCAUGGACAAUUCUUUUUCCCAAUAUAUACAUACUUAAAUAUUUUUACUGUCAUAAAAUUGUAGAGGGUGUCUCAAACUCGAUAGUAUGCUUACA